AUGGCAGAAAGAGCUUCUUCUGCAGCACGUAGCUCUUUCCGAGCCCGCGCCUGUGAUAAUUGUCGAGCCCGCAAGAUCAAAUGUGACAAGGAAAUUCCCUGCUCUUCAUGUGGAGCCUUGGGCAUUCCUUGUAGCGGAGUGGGAGUUGCCUCCCCCACAGUCCAAGAAGCGCCGAGACAACGUAUUCCUCACGAAUAUGAACAGAAGGUGGACGGCAUCCAGGAGCAGCUAACUGCUCUGCAACAAACUCUCCAGCAACUCAUCCAGUCCUCGACACCCACCACAGUCCUUCCAUCAGCUCGCCCUGUCCACUCCGCUCAUACAGCUCCUCCGUUCGAAGGACCGUCUUCAUUUCAUCACGAAACUCUUGUUGCCAGAGAUGCGGCCUUUUCUGCUGUCGCUACUUCAAGGUCCAGAGAGCCGGAUGAUCAUGUGUCUGCCGCUUUGUCGUCCCUUAGGCGUCGCCUUGAUCACUAUCAUGCGCCAGACGCGCCUACCACUGGGGUUGAAAGUCCCACAUUAUAUCACGACGGACAAGAACUUCUUCCAGUCGAGCUGGUCGUUGCUUUAGUACGGAAGGUCAAGGCCCGACCGCCCUUUUUUUUGGUGAGCCAAUCGUGGGCAAGCCCCCUACAGGUCGAGUCGCUUUGCCAGUCCAUUUAUUUUCCUCUACUACCCAUCCCAUCUGGAUCGUUGGCCUUUUUACACGGUCUGCUAUAUUAUAUUAUCCGAGGUUACCUUCACGAAGAACACCGCGAUCUGGCACAGUUUGACUUGCUGGCCCAUAUGAAAUUUUGCGAACGUCACUUCUCCGCCGCCCUGAACAGCUAUGAGAUGGUCAUGGCACCUACCGUGGAGAAGGUGCAGGCCUUGUUUAUUGCUAUCGUCAAAUCACAGGAAGAAUUCGAUAUUCAGCGAUGUUGGACCUAUCUCUCCAUUGCCUUUAACAUGUGCCAAACACUGGGCCUUCAUAGGAGUCAUGCCAUCAUGAAAGACCCUUUUCCGAUAGCGGAAUCCAAACGUCACGCAUUCUGGUCCCUUUACACGAUCGACAAAAACCUGUCCUUAAAUAUAGGCCUGGCGUCUCAUUUCCAGGAUCAUGACAUCGACGCGGACCUGUUCACCCCGUCGAAUGACCCCCAGCAGCGUCCUUGGGAUUUGAUGAGUCUCGUCACGGUGGAAUUUGCAGGAAUUCAGGGACGUGUAUACGACCAGCUGUACUCCACCGCCGCCUCUAAGGCCGCACAGACCACUCGCAUGAAGGCGAUUGAUGCCCUGUCUACCGAAUUAAUCGCUGUCCGUGAUAAACUUCUGAGCAUUGAUGUCAGCCCUGCCCUGUACUCGGACUCCUUGCACGGAAUGGCCGCUUGUGCGGACUUUAUCACCUAUUCGGUGUUGACGGUUAUCUACCGUGCGCAGACAGGGCCAGGGGACGGAAUGGGGAUUUCCUUAGAAUGCUACAAAGCCGGUAGUAUGGCUCUUCACAGUCAUCUCAAGUGCUUCACUUACUUCCGCGGUCGUCAGACCCAUAAACAAAUGGAAUAUGUCAACAGUAUCCUGUUGUACCCUUCCUUCGCACCAUUUGCGAUCGUCUUUACCCAUGCGAUCACCACCUCCAAUACUGCAGAUCUGGCCUUAUUGCAAGAGACGCUCGGGUCGCUCGAGUUAAUCAAAGACCUGUCUCCGGGGGCAAAGCAUCUACAUGCUAUUUGCGAGGCAUUCGUGAGGACCGCGCAGGUGCUGGUUGACACCCAGCAGACUCUUACCGGACUCGAGCAGCGCCAGGAUGGGUCCUUGUUUAUGCCCCCAAUUGUUGACGGGCCAGCCAAUGUCACUCUUCCGGAUGUCUCGUGGCCCGAGAAUACGUUUGAUUCCGCCAUGAAUCAAGAGGAUGUGUCUAUGUUUUUAAACGACUUUCUCGGCACGAACCGCCCGGUUAUGGAUAUAUUAAACGCUAGCUACCUAAAUUAUGUUCCAGAAUGAAAUGAUGGAGUUGGCACAAUGUCUGUCCCGACUAGCCACGACGCGGCGAUCCACUUCCCUGUCUGCUCGUUCUCAGUCCGCCUUAUUGUCUAUCUUCGACUGUCACGCCGUAUCAAAAGACAUACUGUCCUAUCUGUUAGCUCUAUCCUAUCCAUGGUUCGGUCCCGGAAGGCCUCUUACCGGAAUGAGCAAAUACGGCACCCGACGCUCGUACUCCAUCCACGCUUCACCAUACCGCC
Molecule: messenger RNA, 2222 nt
Organism: Aspergillus campestris IBT 28561
Lineage: Eukaryota; Fungi; Ascomycota; Eurotiomycetes; Eurotiales; Aspergillaceae
Product: transcription factor domain-containing protein
Exons: 5
Coding region: 1-1983 (660 amino acids)
Biological process (GO): DNA-templated transcription; regulation of DNA-templated transcription
Molecular function (GO): DNA-binding transcription factor activity, RNA polymerase II-specific; zinc ion binding; DNA binding
Source: RefSeq, a predicted model, not a curated record